AUGUCACAUUCGGAAAAUAACAGCGAAAAAUCCGAGCCGCACCAACGCACCGUCUCCGCUACCAAACGCUUCGGUGGCGACUCCUCCCACGGCGGUCGAAACCCUUUCAACGCUAUAUCGCCCUUGACACCCGGUGGUUUAGCGUCACCCACAACUGGGGGCUCUUCUGCGUUUGGGCUCGGCUCAGGCGCGUUCGCCUCCUUUGGAUCUGCGGGAAAGGCGCCCAAAACGCCUGGCACUGCUUUCGACUUCAAAGCAGCCGCCAUGUCGUCGCCCACGCCCGCGACACCUUCUGAUAAAAAGGACAAGCCCGUGAGCAAGGUCGUCAAUAGCAUACGCAAAGAAUCGAUAUCCACAACCUCAAUACCAGACAACACAGCGAGUCCCUCUGCGCCGCCAGAUUUCAAUGCGCCGUGGCCGCUCAAAUACACAUGGGCGGUAUGGUACCGUCCGCCUACGGCCAAGAACGUAGACUACGAGAAGUCGAUUGUGCCCCUCUGUAAAUUCAGUACGGCGCAAGAGUUCUGGAAGGUCUUCUCCCAUCUUAAGCGUCCUUCGAGUCUCCCCUCCGUUUCCGAUUACCACGUGUUCAAGCAAGGCAUCCGGCCGGUAUGGGAGGACGAUGAGAACAAGCGAGGUGGCAAGUGGAUCAUGCGCCUGAAAAAGGGCGUGGCUGACCGCUACUGGGAGGACCUGCUACUAGCACUCGUUGGAGAUCAGUUCCUGGAUGCCGGGGAGGAGUUCUGCGGCUUCGUCUUGAGUGUCCGGAGCGGCGAAGAUGUCUUCAGCAUCUGGACUAAGAGCGAUGGUGUGAAGAAUGUCAAGAUUCGGGAUACAAUAAGGCGGGUCCUCAAACUGCCGGAGGGGACCAACAUAGUAUGGCGCAGUCACGACGACAGCAUCGCCCAAAGAUCGGCCAUCGAUCAAGCCCGCCAUGAGAAGAGCCAGCAUGAAAAACGCAGAGUAGUGUCUACGGAUGAGUCACGUGAGAAGCCGACUGCUGGUUCCUAG
Molecule: messenger RNA, 1011 nt
Organism: Alternaria ethzedia
Lineage: Eukaryota; Fungi; Ascomycota; Dothideomycetes; Pleosporales; Pleosporaceae
Exons: 1
Coding region: 1-1011 (336 amino acids)
Biological process (GO): translational initiation
Cellular component (GO): eukaryotic translation initiation factor 4F complex; cytoplasm
Molecular function (GO): RNA 7-methylguanosine cap binding; translation initiation factor activity
Source: RefSeq, a predicted model, not a curated record